AUGGGUUUCCCACUACCUAGCCAGGAGCUGCCCAUAGAGCAUUCAUGUGAUCGAAUUUUCAAUGAAAGAAACAACAAAUCCGAUCGUAAUUGGUUGCCCGCUAGUGUCACUUCCUUACCGAAAAGUGCCGUGCAAGCUGGGUAUGACGUAGAUGGUGAUCCUAUUUAUGUGGGGAGAGUUCUUCGCAAGGGUGAAAUGCUACCCGUCAAAGUAAUACCUAAUAAGGGAAGAGCUUACGCUGCCUGGGACGGCGCGGAGCAUGUAACAAAAGAGGCGGAAUUACUGAGAGGUCGUUACUAUGUGUGGAUGCCUUCUAUUGGGGGAAUUAUUCCGGCGCAUGCUGUACGUUUAGGCCGCACGGUUGAAGGUGAGCCAUUGUACGUAGGUCGUUGUAGGUGGAAUGGAAGUUUGAUUCCUGGCAAAAUUCAACCGAGUCAUGGCUGUUUGUACUUUCCUUUUGAUGGCGCCGAACUUCGAACAGAGCGAUAUGAAGUUUUAGUACAACCAGAGACUUGGGUUUCGUCUUCAGGACAUAAAAUUGUGGUUGGCUCGGUUUUAGCUGGUGAAGAUGCAGAUGGUGAUGCUAUCUACGUAGGUCGUGCAUAUCAUGGGAAUAGUUUGUUGCCUGCUAAAGUCAUACCGAGCAAAGGCUGCGCUUUUGUAUCAUAUGGUGGCCAAGAAUAUGUAAAAUAUGACUUUGAAAUUUUGGCUGGUAACGGGUACAAGUGGUGGGUGACCGAUUGCAAGAACUGUUUACCAGCUGGAUCUGUAGUUUGCGGACGCACUGCCGAAGGCGAUCCCUUGUAUAUUGGUCGUGGUUAUUGGGGUGGCAGCUUAAUUCCUGGAAGAGUGCAUCGUUCCCAUAGUUGCCUUUAUAUACCAUUUGAAGGGGAAGAAAUUCGCAUACAAACUUUUCAGGUGUUGACUAGACCUAAAGUCUAGCUUUUUGAACAGCUAUUACUAUCAUAAAUUCCAAAUAUAUUUUCGUGAACCAA
Messenger RNA from Glossina fuscipes, 995 nucleotides. RefSeq lists its product as uncharacterized. The transcript has 3 exons. NCBI's taxonomy places the organism in Eukaryota, Metazoa, Arthropoda, Insecta, Diptera, Glossinidae. Bases 1 to 942 code for a protein of 313 amino acids. The record is from RefSeq and is a predicted model, not a curated record.